AUGGUCGAUUCCUGGAAUCCGAAGGACCCGAAUGUGAAGAGCCAACUUCGGGCCGAUUUGAAGAACUUGACAUUGCCUCUGAUCAAAGCCGAGAACGUGCAGAAGUGCAAGAAACACCGGGGAAAAGGAUUGGAACUCUGGUGGCGUGAUCAGAAAGCCUCAGGUCCUUUCCACAACACGAUCGAAAAGGUAUUCAACCGCCUAUCCGCCGCCACAAGUUUGCCCGAGGGAAUUGCGAGAUUACAGUUGUACUAUCUCCCUCAGAAACACACAGUCUUGUAUCCUAACUGGAUUCCCCGAUGGAAUGUCGAUAACCCUGCUUCAUCUACCGCGCACUCAGCGGCUCCUCCCGUAGCGUCAGGAUCUUCGACAGUACCUGCACUUUCGCAGAGUCAUGCAGCGCCCGCCCUUCCUAUAACGCCGCAGUCGGCAUUCACCCGAGUUGGCGUAUCGACGUCUACAUCGACACAUGCCUCUUCAUUCGGCGCUUCUCACGAAAGAUGGGGUCUCUCCCCCACACUUAACUCGAAGCCAGCCAGCGGCUGGGUUGAUUUUUCCAUUGCGCGGACGUCCGCGCCUUCCAGUGUAUGGGGUCCACCAGAUCUGCAAAGGCCCACGGUACCCAUCUACAGACCUAUCACUCCUCCCUACACAGCCGCCACUGCGGGCCCGCUUUUUCCCGCAGAAGAGGUAGACUCGCCAAUCCGCACUGAGCCUGCUUCAUCUCUUGCUUCUCAUAGAAGUCCAGCCUCCACCCACCCUACCUCCCCGAUCUCGGAAGGACCGGAAACAUUGGCGUCUGUUUGCCUUGCAGAGUUCGCCGAUCUCUUCUCCGGGUCGCUCGACCACGAUGCCAGACGAAGGAAUCUCACUCAAGUUACACAAUCUCUAUUCGAUGCAGAACCACAGCAUCGGCCUUCUGGUCCUUUUAUCGCAUUACGUGAUAUACGCCGAGCAACCGUCAUGGCCUUAUGUGCUCGGGCUGAAUGCGCAUCUGAACUUGAGGUUCAACUUCAAGAGGCGAUCGUGAAGAACCACGAGACAGCCGUGCAGCGCACGAGGGAUAUCGUAGCGGCCGAGUCACGCGCUCAGGACCUCGCAGUAACGGUCGCAGAUCUGCGUUCGCGCUACGAAACACUAUCUGGGGAGCGCGAAGAGACCAAGGCUGCUCUUGAUAGAUGCAGGGAAGAAAAUGAGCAUCUGUCUAGUCGUGUCGAGUCUCUCCAGAAAGACCUGGAGAAGGCUCAGUCCCAGCGCGCGACGUUUCAAACCGCUUGGAGCGCGAUGAGGACGAAGGUCCAGGACGUAGAGUCAAAGCUCGCCGCCGCCGAAGAUAAAGUCUCGAAACAGCAAGUCGCUCUCUCUGCGUUCACAGGACGUGGCGGACGUAUUCAGGACGAUUUUGCACGCUCAGAAGACGAACGUCGUCAAGAGCAGGGAGCUCAUGCCAGGGAACGGGAGGGCUGGCAGGCUGAGAGGGCUCAGAUGCGGGCCCAACUCGAUGCACUGCAGGCGGAGAACGCAAGAUCUUUUGUCACUCCCGCAUUGAUGGACGCCUUUCUCGGCGUCAAUGACAUGCCCGAUGCUUCAACUUGUAAACUAUAUCUUGUGGCGUGGACCAAGGACCUACAUUGUAGCUCGAAGAUUGUUGUAAACUUGCUCUCUAUUGUACUUGUCUCAGUCAGACCAAGCACUGGCAAGGCAGGACACCACUAUCUGUGA
This is a messenger RNA of Peniophora sp. CBMAI 1063, 1722 nucleotides long. The record is from the annotation of a GenBank genome assembly. Lineage: Eukaryota; Fungi; Basidiomycota; Agaricomycetes; Russulales; Peniophoraceae.